CUUGCCAAUAGAUCAUGAGUUUAGGAGUAUGAAAAAUGCAUUUAGGAAGAACACAAUUGAGCAAAACUAUCCACCUCCAAGACUUUCAGGAGAGGAAAUUUGGGAGAGGGCUGAGAAUUUUCCGAAAGUUACUGAAGAACCACCGUACAAGUUCGAUGGGUAUGGGCUUGCACAUAACUGGACCAAACAGAGCAUAUUUUGGGAGUUACCAUAUUGGAAGGAUAAUCUUCUCCGGCAUAAUCUUGAUGUCAUGCAUAUUGAAAAAAAUUACUUUCAUAAUUUAUUCAACACAGUGAUGGAUGUCAAGGGCAAGACAAAAGAUAAUCCGAAAGCUAGAUUGGACUUACAGGAAUAUUGUAGGCGUAAAGAUUUGUGGUUGCAAGAUAAACGGAACGGGGUCUUCAAGCCUAAGGCUAGUUAUUCAUUCACAAUGGAUCAGAAGCAAAAGAUUUGUGAAUGGGUUCAGAACUUGAAGAUGUCUGAUGGGUAUGCAUCAAAUUUGGAAAAACGUGUUGAUAUGGCGCAAGGAAAGUUACAUGGGAUGAAAAGCCAUGAUUGUCAUGUUUUCAUGGAAACUUUACUCCCUAUUGCAUUUAGUAGCUUGCCUACCAGAAUCUGGAAGCCUAUGACAGAAAUUAGUUUGUUCUUCAAAGACUUGUGUUCCAGCACGUUGAGGGAAGACAACCUGGAUCGGAUGCAUCAGAAUAUUCCUAUACUAACAAGUAAGUUAGAGAAAAUUCUUCCGCUGGGUUUCUUCGAUGUGAUGGAACAUCUUCCAAUUCACCUUGCGGAGGAAGCCCGACUCGGAGGCCCAGUUCAUUGUCAUUGGAUGUAUCCCUUCAAGAGAACUAUUGGCAAGUCUAAAUGGGGUAUCAAGCAGAAACAUAGAGUUGAAGGCUCAAUUUGCGAAGCCUAUCUUGCUAAGGAAACAACUCAUUUAUGUUCUUACUACUUUGGGGGUAAUGUGCCAUGCUUGCGAAACAGACCCAAUCGACAUUUUUAAGGAAGUGAGAAUGAUGCUUUAGCGAAGCAGAUAUCAAUGUUAAAUCGACCGGGUUUGGGUUCAAAAAAACGCACAACAGAAUUUAAUGAUAUGGAGUCUAAAUCUGCAUCGAUACAUGUCUUGCUAAAUUGCCUGAAAGUUCAACGAUA
Molecule: messenger RNA, 1152 nt
Organism: Lycium ferocissimum
Lineage: Eukaryota; Viridiplantae; Streptophyta; Magnoliopsida; Solanales; Solanaceae
Exons: 2
Coding region: 29-1003 (324 amino acids)
Source: RefSeq, a predicted model, not a curated record